Sander lucioperca (pikeperch) is the source of this 1598-nucleotide messenger RNA. RefSeq names its product CMRF35-like molecule 8. Gene Ontology annotation, cellular component: plasma membrane. The transcript has 6 exons. Bases 40 to 1383 code for a protein of 447 amino acids. Gene Ontology annotation, molecular function: transmembrane signaling receptor activity. The record is from RefSeq and is a predicted model, not a curated record. Lineage: Eukaryota; Metazoa; Chordata; Actinopteri; Perciformes; Percidae.
AAUGGAAAUAAUUUUGACACAAAGCACAUAGUACUAGACAUGAUGGAAAGAUUUCACACGUUUUACCUUUCUUGUUUAUUUACAGAUGGCGGCUGUCAGACACCAUUUCAUCAAACUGCGUACAGAACAGCUAACACCACCAUCUCAUGUGACAAAAGAAACUCUGAAGUCAUGUUUUUCUGCAAAGAGAAGGGUUCAAUCUGUGAGGAUAUUUUAUUAACAAAAUCUCCUCCGAAGUCAAACGGGUCCUUCACUCUCACAGAGACCAGCAGUAGCUUCAACAUGUCCAUCAGUAAUGUGUCCUCAGAGCAUGCUGGUGUCUACUGGUGUGGAGUGGAAACAGAUAAUGGAAGUAACAGAGCUGCACUCAGAAAAAUACAGCUGGAGGUUAAAGAUACUAUUACUAACUCCACUAAGUCUCUAACUGUUGGACAGAAUCUCACAUACUGGUGUAAAUAUCCAGAGGGUACUACGAUAAAAAAAAUCAUCUGUAAAGGAGAAGAUCCAUCUAUAUGUAUACAGAUAGUAAGCACCGCACAGAGCAACGUUGGAAAGUUUUCUAUGAUGGAUGACAACGUGAAGAGAAAUAUCACCAUAACAGUGAGAAACGUAACAACAGAAGACACUGGGACAUACUGGUGUGGAGCAGAAAGAAAUGACCCAAAACAGAGCAACCCAUUCUUCCACAGGCUCAUGAUGACGGUCGUACCAGCAAAAAAACCACCAAGACCAACCCCACCCACAUUUCCUGUUUCUUCAACCCAGUCAACUACAACAACUCCUGCACCUGCUGGGAGACAUGGUGAGGAAAUCAUCACUGUGACUGUCUGUGUAUCCGUGGUGGUGCUGCUGCUGCUGUUUGUACUCAUUUUGAUUCUUAUCUACAAACGUAAGAGUUAUUACUGGUUUGCGGAACACCAAACACACGCACAUAUGCAACUGUGUCUCAACCUGAUGGAAAGUGGUGAAAUCUAUCCACUUUAUGGCCUUCUGCUGGUUUAUUUUUUUGUUCUCUGCCUUUUCUUUCUGCCAGGACAUUCAAAAAACAAAAGAAAUGCAGCAGCAGCACAGCACAAAGAGGAAUAUAUCUACGAGGAGAUACAGGAGCAGCCCCAUAACCCAGACUCAGGAAAUGCAAUGAACACGAUGUAUGCCACUGCCAACUUUCCCACGAGCCCCUCUGCCUCGCUGCAUUACUCGACCGUCAAUUUUAAAAACCGCUCAGACAAAGCUGGUGCUGAGAUACUGCUCACCAAACCCAGCUCCUCUGCCUGUGAAUAUUCGACUGUGAAAAACAGCCAAAGUCAAACCUCCUCUACUGUCAACCAGCCAUCUUCAGAGGAUCCUCUCUACUCAACAGUCAACAAGUCACGGCAGCAAUGAGGAAAGAUCAGUCUGGGGUUUUACAGUGGAAGAUGUCCAUGUCUUGGACAAAUGGGAGAAAUUCUGAUCAAAUAGUAUCUGUGUUUAUACAGCUUAAAAACAAUUGACAAGCAGGCUAAAUAAAGAAUGGCAUCAUAAAGGCAGAUAGAUACGUUGUUUUAAAAUGCGACAAUUGCAUGUAUUAUAUUCCAAAUAAAAUCAGUCUCGUCAAUAGA